UGCAAAAUGCCCUUUUUUCUUCACAAUAAUAAACAUUCUCAUGAUCCAUUUGUGUUUAUAAAAUACCAUCAUCUUUUUAUCUAAAUCUGGUAUAUAUAUUUCCUUCUCUUAAAUCUCUAUCUUUUUUCAUUAAUUGUGUAUAAGUAUUGUGUAUAUAUAUAGUAUAAAAUAAAAUUAAAAAACUAAAAACCCUAGUCAACAAAAAAAAAAAUAUCACCAGAUCUGUGAUGUGAAUUUACAAUCUAUGGACUUAACAAAUACCUCAUCAUCUUCUUCAUCUUCACCUAGUCGUUACGAAAGCCAAAAACGACGAGAUUGGGAUACAUUUGGGCAGUUUUUAAGAAACAACAAACCACCACUUUCUUUCCCUAAUUUUAACCCUAGUCAUGUACUUGAGUUUUUACACUAUCUUGAUCAAUUUGGAAAAACUAAAAUCCAUAUCCAAACAUGUCCUUAUUUUGGAGUACCAAACCCACCUACAGCUUGCCCGUGUCCUUUUCGUCAAGCUUGGGGCAGUCUUGAUGCACUCGUUGGUCGGCUUCGGGCAGCUUAUGAUGAACAUGGAGGAGACCCGGAGGUAAACCCAUUUGGUGCACCCGAAGUGAGGCGGUUUUUGAGAGAAGUUCGUGAUUUUCAAGCCCGGUCAAGAGGGAUUAGUUACGAGAAGAAGCGAAAACGGCCAAAGAAGUCGCAGCAACAAGAGGAUGAUCCAAAUGAACCCUAAAAAGUGUAAGGAACCCUAAUGAGACAAGGAUUUAUAUAUAUAUAUAUAUAUAUAUAUAUAUAUAUAAAGAUCAAGUCUGUAUUAAUUAAUGUGAGAAAGAUGCAAGUUUGUUGAGAAAAAAUUGACUUGAUAAUUAAUAUUAUUUGUUUUCUCCUAUGUUUAAACUUGUUUAUGUUAUUGGUUUUCAUGGAAAUGAGAUGGAUUUUCCAGUGUUA
Molecule: messenger RNA, 939 nt
Organism: Erigeron canadensis
Lineage: Eukaryota; Viridiplantae; Streptophyta; Magnoliopsida; Asterales; Asteraceae
Product: protein LIGHT-DEPENDENT SHORT HYPOCOTYLS 1-like
Exons: 1
Coding region: 245-724 (159 amino acids)
Biological process (GO): response to light stimulus; mRNA transcription
Cellular component (GO): nucleus
Source: RefSeq, a predicted model, not a curated record